Ostrea edulis (European flat oyster) is the source of this 5617-nucleotide messenger RNA. RefSeq names its product chitin synthase chs-2-like. NCBI's taxonomy places the organism in Eukaryota, Metazoa, Mollusca, Bivalvia, Ostreida, Ostreidae. The coding region runs from base 1289 to 5602 and encodes 1437 amino acids. Gene Ontology annotation, molecular function: chitin synthase activity. Gene Ontology annotation, cellular component: cell septum; cell periphery. The record is from RefSeq and is a predicted model, not a curated record. The transcript is spliced from 22 exons.
CGCCCACACGAUGCUUUAAGAUUCAAAGGGAAAGGAAAAAAAAUAUGUUGCAGCGUUUAUCGUGACUAUUGCCAAAAUAAUUUGUUUUUCUUUAAUAUAGUAGUAAUCUACAAGGAUACAUAUAUUUCAGUUGUGUUGAAACAUUUUUUCUUUUAAAUCAGUUUGAGUGAAAUACGGCACCAUUUAUGACCUAGAUCGAAUAACGUGUUAUUUAAACGAGAAAACUUACUUUCCCAUAAGAGUGUCAUUAUGUGUUUUAGUGCAGACGCUACUGAGGGGGUCUAGGAUUCGGCCCCUCAAAUUAAUCCGAUAAAGGGGGCUUUAGUGAAAUGGCCAAGGAAAGUUCUUAUUUUACAUCGAUGUCUAAGAAAGACCAUGUAUAUAAGGCGUAUAAUGCGAGAAGUUUUCGGAGAGACAGGGGGACCUUUUAUCAACCGACGAUAAGGGAGGACCCGGAGCCGGAUUAUUAUAACGAAUUAAAGGAGGGAGGGACACAACUCACAGAAACAUUUCACGAACAAAGAGGUUCAGCGCUAAAGGAAUCAGUCGUCGAGGACCCAGCCCCGGAUUAUCACGAUGUCGUCAAUGAGGGGAGUACCACUAUAUUUAAUAAUCAGUUCUCUUCUAGAUAUCAUAAUUAAAAAAUAAAAAAUGAAUUAUUAAGGAAAGAUUCGAUCUACACACAAAAUAUGUCUAUAAAAAAAGGUACGCCAUUGUCCUGUUGGAGCAGAAAACAACUGGAUUGUAAAAAGAGAAAUGGGGUCCCUAUAAGUAUGUUAACGCAUGUACCGGUUGGCUGUAAAUACAAACUUCCGACAUGACAAGAUCAUUUACAACAUUCCACUCACUUAAUUCAAUAUCUAAAACUUCCAACCAACACGGUAUUAUACCUCCGCAAUCUGUAUAUACCCCUAAAUAUUAAGGACGACAAUUUAUGUAUCCUGCAGUCUAUCCUUAGUUUAUGAUUUGAUUAACGUUUUACUCCAGACGUUCGUUAUGAUAUUAAUGAUUUCGUUCUUCAGUAACGCUGUCUUCUAACAUUCGAUUUCCUUAUUCUAUUGUUGUCACAUGAAUCCUCCAGGCUUCCAAGCAUACAGAGACAUUUCAAGAUAAGAAAGGUGCAGUUCCUGAACAAGCAGAUCCGGACGACCCAGAACCGGAUUAUUAUGACAUUACCGAGGAAAAAGAAAAUAAAGACUCUGGUGAAAAGCCGCCACUAGAUGGCGUAAAACAGACAACAGGAUCCAGUCUUAAGCAGAAGCCAGAACCGUGGGAUGCUUUCCGUAUCAUGGAAAGAGACAGAAAACGCAGAGAUGUACACAUGCAUACCAGUUUUCAAAUAAUCAAAUUAUUUAUGUAUACAUUCCUGUUCAUCAUGGUGCUUGCAUCCCUCGUAGUACAGAAAAUCAGUCUAGUCAUCGCUACCUCCAAGUUACGGUCGCAAAAUAAUUAUCCAGUGGGUAAUCUGACAACGGCUGGUGCUGAGGGAGUGGACCAGCAGAUCUCACAAUCUGACGUGCACAGCUUUUUGCUCCUUGUCGCAAUUUGUACACCCUAUGUAUUAACAUUCAUCUCCAGUUUCUGGAAAGUUUGUUUUGGAAAUGUCGAUAGGCCUAGUGUUCCCAGCAUCAUCAUGUGCACUGUAGUUGAGGUAUCCCAUUCUAUAGGACUGUGCUUGUUGGUAUUCCAAUUAUUGCCAAAUCUGGCACCUAUUCGUGGAGCAUGCGUACUGAGUGCAACAACCAUUAUUCCAAGUUUUCUGAAACUGUUUUACACCAAAGACACAGCGUUCGUUCAGCGGAAUUGUGGAACACGUAAAAGGAUAGCGCUGUUUGUGUUGAACAUGCUUGCAUUCUUUUUGCAGUUAUCAGUAUUGCCCUUCUUAUUAUUACCUGAUAUAGAGUACUUACACGGCUGUGAAACAUCCACUGUGGUUGUAAACGUGGAUCACGAUACUGUAAACGUUACUGAGGAAUGGCAAAUCGAUACAGAAAAGGGCUGUAAAAUCGUGCUUUCGUUGCUUUUAACUUCUGUUCUGUGGUGGGAGAAUUUCGUCGACAAAGUUAACGGAACGGGCAGGAUACAACAAUUCCUACUCAAAACAAAGUACGAAAUAGAAGAAAGUCGAUCUUACAUUUACAUUUUUGUGUCCGUUUUGAAAAUUGUGACGUCAGUUGUUGCCACGUAUUUAACGGUAGGGAAUUCGUUUGCAAUCUACAAACUAGAAUUCUGGGACGCCUUAUCGCAGCAAACUCUAACCGAUUAUACGGAUAUCUUGUGUCUCAUUGGAUCCGCUUUUAUCGGAUACUAUGUUGCUUACAUAGCCUGUAAAUUGCAGAUGCAAAUAUUGUCUUUUUCGCUGCCUUGUCUGUUAUCCACACCAGUCUCCGCCAUUCUAUUCACACUGUAUUGUCAGAAUGAUGACGAUUAUCUGUCCACGGUGUUCAGCUUUGAAAGCGAUUCCGAAUGUAAUGCCGCCAUAUACAAUCCUUGGUACCACGUGACGAUGGCAUCACUAUGGCUUCUCUCCACUUACUGGGUCGCUCAACACAUUUGGUUUCCACGACAAGAACGACUUGCUAAAGUCAAACGGUUGUUUGUGAACCCAUCAUACUGUGGUGUUCUUUUGGAGCAGCAUCUAAUCUUAAACAGAAAGCGUGGUCAUCAGGAUAUAAUGAAAAAGGAAAUAGAAGAGAAAACGGUAUACGUGAUGCAAUCUCCGUCAGAAGUUACAGAAAACAAAACUGAAUCUUCAAAAACUCCUCCACUUGUUUACGCAUGCGCUACUAUGUGGCAUGAGACUCGUCAAGAAAUGUUACAGCUUCUCAAAUCGUUGUUUAGGUUGGAUGAAGAUCAAUUCCUUCGCGAGAAAGAAAGUGAAAUAUCAAAUGAUGACGAAUUUUCAAACGAUUAUUACAGAUUUGAAGCUCACAUUAUGUUUGAUGACGCAUUCAAGAAUGGGAAUGUAAAUGAAUACGUGGAAACGUUUGCAUCCGUCAUGAAUGAGGCUGCAAGUUCUGUUCACUCUCAACCAAUUCAACUAGAGAAACCAAUUAUAAUAGCAACGAGUUAUGGAGGACAGGUCGUCUACAGAAUGCCUGGGGAAAAUUUACUCUUCAUUCAUCUGAAAGAUAAGAAUAGAAUUCGACAUAAGAAGAGGUGGUCUCAGGUGAUGUACUUGUAUUACUUGUUGGGAUAUCGCCUCACUACCGAGAUACAAAAUGAAAUAGAAACAAAGUCUGAUGACAAGAAGGGAACUACAAAUAUCAAUGAGUCAUUCAAAACUAAGGCCGAUAACACAUUCCUUCUUGCCUUGGAUGGGGACGUUGAUUUCACUCCAGGCUCUGUAAGAAUUCUAAUUGAUCGAAUGAAAAAGGAUCAACGAGUCGGCGCUGCGUGUGGAAGAAUUCAUCCUAUUGGCAGUGGGCCUAUCGUGUGGUAUCAAAAAUUUGAAUACGCAGUUGCACAUUGGCUCCAGAAGGCUACCGAACAUGUUCUUGGAUGCGUUUUGUGUUCUCCGGGAUGUUUUAGUCUUUUUCGUGGAUCUGCAUUGAUGGAUGAUAACGUGAUGAAGAAAUACACGUUAUUGCCUCUAGAAGCUUCACAAAUCCUUAUGUACGACUUGGGUGAGGACCGCUGGUUAUGCACUCUGCUCCUACAGCAGGGAUACAGAGUGGACUACGCCGCUGGAGCUGAUGCUUAUACUUACGCUCCUGAGGGCUUCAAAGAAUACUUCAACCAGCGAAAGAGAUGGGGACCAUCAACACUUGCCAAUAUAAUGUCUCUUCUACAAGAUGGCAAACAUACAGUUGAAGCAAACGCGAAUAUCAGCAGAUUAUACAUCAUGUAUCAGGGUUGCCUGAUGGUUUCAACAAUUAUAGGACCAGCAACAAUCCUGAUGAUGAUAGCCGGGGCCUUUGUUUCCGUUUUUGGUCUGACCCUUACAAAUUCGUACAUUGCAUCAUUAGUACCAGCGAUUCUAUAUUUUGUCAUUUGUGUAACAUGCCCUACAAAAAUUCAGCUGGCUGUAGCUCAAGUUCUCAGCGGAUUUUACGUCAUAGUAAUGAUGGUAGUAUUCGUUGGCGUCAUAAUUACUGCUGUGACAGAGUCUCCAUAUCAUCCAAGUGUCAUAUUUAUCAUGGGACUCGUCGCGAUCUUUAUAAUAGCAGCAUUGCUUCAUCCGAGGGAAUGGAGCAAUAUUAUAUAUGGCAUGCUCUAUUAUGUACUAGUGCCAUCGGGAUUCCUAGUGUUAAUCAUUUAUUCGCUAUGCAACUUAAACGAUGUGUCAUGGGGAACAAGAGAAAACGCUACGACAACAGAUAAGCCAAAAGAAGAUGAAGGACUAUUUUCCAACAUCUUCUCCCCCAUCACAAGGCUUAAGUCGAGCCUAUCUACUCCAAAUUCGUCAGAAAAUGACACUCUUCUUAAAUUACUGGCUACGAUGAGUGAUAUUGUUGGAAUGAAGCGGAAUAGUACAGGCCAUAAUUCAACAGGAGAAGGCCCAGAAGAUGCUGUGGCUCAAACUACACCAACGGGAACUCAAGAUGAGCAGCAAAACAACAACAAACCGGAAAACAAGCCUGAUAAAAAGAGUGUCAGUUAUGGUACGCCAGACUGGGUUAAUGAAGGUCCCUUCCAGGGGACAGAUUUUGAAAUGAGAAAAAAGGAAAGCCAAUUCUGGAAAACAUUUGUAGACAGAUAUCUGAAACCUUUAGAAAGGGACGAGAACAAAGAGAAACGAGUCCGGGGACAGUUACGAGAUUUAAGGAAUAAUGUGUGUGGCGGAAUGGCUCUAGUCAAUCUACUUUGGAUCGCUAUAAACUUCAUGUUUCAAUUACGAAGUCCGACGGUUGUGACAAUCCAACUUCCAAAAAGCAGUGAAGAUGACGAAGAAGAAAAUUACGUCAUGCGAUUAGAGCUACUUGGAUUGCUAUUUAUAGGGUUUUUCUUGAUAAUAAUGUUGAUCCAGUUCUGUGGCAUGAUAAUGCACAGAUGGGGAACAUUUUUGCAUCUUGUUGCCAUCACUGAAAUUCCGAAUCCAUUCCGGAAAAAAAUUAAAAAGGAUCAGCACAUAGACAUUCUGGAAACAUACAGAAAUGCGAAGGAUGAAAGCGGUUCGACACCGGAAAUAUCUGAGGAAGAGAGACUGAAGGAAGAGAAGGAAAUAUUGAAACAAAUCACAAAUCUACAAGACAAAGGAACCAGAUACCCUUCCGACCUGCCGUCAGAGGAGACCCUUUCAUCCAAUUCAAAGCAAAAUUCGGUCGAUGACAGACCAAUUGACACACGUGAACUGUACCAGCAUUAUCGACAAAACACACAUCAGCAUAUGACGAGAAUUAAUACAGGACUCAGAUACAGAAAAAACGAUAAAAACGGAUCUACAAAAACAAGACCAUUUUUUACAGAAGCGAACAGUAACCAACGUUUUUUAUCAAACCGCAAUGGAUCGACAGAUAAACUUUUAAAUUAUGCAAGCAAUGGAAAUAACGAAAAAGGUGCGAAAAGGAGAAGAGAUGUUCGUGUAAGUGGAGGAUUAAUGAAAAGGACCCUUACAAAGGCGUUAAUCAGACAUUAUAAUGAAACCAGUCAAAUGAAUUAAAAAUUGAUACAUAUA